CUCUACUGGCGACUUCAUCCAUCCUCGCGUAGUCAAGGAGGCAUCCCUCUACACAUCUUCCUACUCCUCCACURUCACUGUCACCCUUGGCGACAACCAGGCCAAAUCCUUCGUCGAUUUUGUGGUGCCUGAUCUUCCAUUUUCCUUUCCCUUGCGGAUGCCCCRUAGCCUUCGCAAGGCCCCCCGGUUCCAUGACCAGUGGACUUUCGACGUCAUGGAAACCAUGUAUGACAUUAUUUUCGGCACUGCCUACUCACAUAAAUUUGCUCAUUCUGGCCCUGAUUGGGUCCACAACGACCGCGUCCUCUACACCAAGGACGAUCAAGGGUAUCGUAUUCCGUUGUUGGGCAAAUCGGACCCUACACCUCCUCCCCCUGUUAAUGUCUCCAUUCUGACACCUACUCACUUUAACCACAUUCUUCGCCAGCCGGAUGCCGAACUUUACAUUGUUGACAUCACGGAUCUUCUUACCUGCAACUCCAUGCAUCAAGACGUGGAAUUGGUCGAGCUCGAUCCACCACCCCCCGAGCCUCCAGAUCCUCCUGAUUCGUCGGCUCCUUCCAUUUCCACGUGCUCAUCGCACUUUGUCGCGUCCUUUGACAGGGAGACACCAUCCGCACCUAUCCCUACGCCGACUCCUUCCACUCCUGCUUCAGACGCUGCUGCUGCUAAGGAAUUUGAUGACCUCCUAGCGACAUUGCAGCCAAGCGUCGCUACUCUCCUUCGCGAGUAUCGCGAUGUCUUUCCUUCAUCUGUCUCCUAUAGUAGCAUUCCUCCUAUGCGUGACAUCGAGCACCGCAUCCAACUCGAACCGAACUACCGUAUCCAGCAUCGAGCCCCAUACCGCCUCUCGGUCCCCGAAGCCCAGGAACUUAAACGCCAGAUCGACGAGCUGCUUCGUCAGGGCUUCAUUAAACCGAGCACGUCACCGUGGAGCGCACCAGUCCUCUUUGAUCGAAAGAAGGACGGCGCCCUCCGCCUUUGUCUCGAUUACCGCGGCCUCAACCAGUAUACGGUCAGAAACAGUUAUCCCAUGCCCUGCGCAGAUGACCUGUUCGACCGCCUCGCUGGCAACCACUUUUUCACGAAGAUUGAUCUUCGCAGCGGAUACCACCAGAUCCGCGUGGCCAAGGAGGACCAGCACAAGACCRCGUUYCGCUCUCGAUUUGGACACUACGAGUUCACUGUCAUGCCGUUCGGCCUCCGUAACGGUCCUGCCACCUUCCAGAUGGCUAUGAACACGAUGUUCCAGGACCUUCUCGAGGACUUUGUUCUAGUCUACAUUGAUGACAUCCUGAUCUACAGUCGUACCUUAGAGGAGCAUAUGACCCACCUCCGCACUGUCCUCSAGCGAUUAUGCGACCACGGAUUCUAUGCGAAGCUCUCCAAAUGCGCCUUCRCUCAAUCCAAGGUCGACUUUCUAGGACAUCAGGUCUCCGAGCAUGGACUCCACAUGGACGACUCGAAGAUCCAGGCUAUCGUCGAGUGGCCUACACCUACUUCUCUUCCUGCGCUACGUAGUUUMUUGGGGUUGACCAACUACUACGGUCAUUUUCUUAAAAACUAUGCGCAGUACUCUUCACAGCUGACUCCUCUGACCCGCGGACGUCUACCCUUCCAUUGGACCCCGGCUCAUGAGGAUGCCUUUCGCUCUCUGAAGCGACUYGUCACGUCAGCCCCUGUCCUACACCUACCCGACUACUCCCGCCCAUUCAUCGUCACCACCGACGCGUCCGACUUUGCCAUAGGAGCUGUCCUCUCCCAGAUUUACCCAGCCCCUUCUACUUCUCCCGACCCCACAGAGUCUCGUCUCCCUCGCAUUCCUCGCUUUCCCCCCCCACCCUCAGCGACUGCGGCUCGACUUGCACCUAUCGAGCCCACCCCCUCAKGGGCUCCACCUCCCUACACCCCUGACAUCACUGAUGACGGCACAGUGGAGUCGCGCGAUGGAGAGUGCCCAGUUGCUUAUCUAUCUCGACAGCUACUUCCUGCUGAGCGUAACUACACUGCUGACGAGCGUGAGGUCCUCGCGGUGGUUUACGCUAUUAAGAAGUGGCGUCAUCACUUACACGGUCACACAUUCACCGUCCUGACGGACAACUCUGUCCUCGCCGCUUUCCAGACGAAGCCGAAGCUUACCCCUCGCCAGGCUCGUUGGUGGCGUGAUCUCGCAGAGUUCGACUUUACCAUCAAGAAGAUUACUGGGGAAAGCAAUCGCGUAGCUGAUGCCUUAUCUCGCCGCCCCGAUCUUCACUGGCGGUGCCCGUUUGAUGGUUUCCAUUGAGCCCGGUGUCGUGCUGUUACUCCCCCCCCUGAGCCUGAUGMCCCUUACCUGGUUGUGCGAGUGCCCCYUUGGAG
Molecule: messenger RNA, 2358 nt
Organism: Chara braunii
Lineage: Eukaryota; Viridiplantae; Streptophyta; Charophyceae; Charales; Characeae
Source: the annotation of a GenBank genome assembly